GACACCAGCAAGGAGGGGCGGAUGGGAACGGCCACACCAGCGAGGAGGGGUGGGCGGGGGCCUGGUCUCAGUCACAAUCCACAGAGCUGCAUCACCGAGAACGGUUCUAGGCCUGGCCAUCGUCCCUCUCCUCCCAGGCCCACCCACGGUCUCUGCUUCAGUCUUGCUUCCAGCAGCUCCGUGCAUUUUCCCACUGCAUGUGGUUUUCUGCCUGCAUGCUAUGUGGGUGUGUCUCAUGGGAGACUAGAGCUGCGUGGCUGUCAUUUGGGAAGCUUUUUCCUUUGAUCUUCCAUGGGCAGUACCCACGUGUUUUUCUGUCAAAGCCAUUUGUGAUAAUGUUUGUGUCGUUUUUUCUGGCUAGGCAAGGCCGUAUGGAAACCAGUGGGUGCUCCCUGUUCCCUCCUCUGCAGCAGUGCGCCGUAUCUCAGAAACACGUGAACUUGCUCAGUUGUAUUUUCCAGGUAUGUGAUGAACCGGAGGAGCUGAAGAGGAAGGUUACUGAGUUGGCUGCUGCUGUCCGGAAUGCCAAGCACCUCAUUGUUUAUACAGGAGCUGGGAUCAGUACGGCAGCCUCAAUCCCAGACUACCGUGGCCCUAACGGCAUAUGGACGCUGCUGCAGAAGGGCAGGACCAUCGGGGCUGUGGAUAUGAGCGAGGCAGAGCCCACACUCACACACAUGAGCAUUGCCAGCCUGCACAAGCACAACCUGGUGCAGCAUGUGGUAUCUCAAAAUUGUGACGGGUUGCACCUGCGGAGCGGGUUACCCCGAGCAGCAAUAUCCGAGCUCCACGGGAACAUGUACAUAGAGGUCUGCACUUCCUGUACACCAAACAGAGAGUACGUGCGAGUCUUCGACGUGACGGAGCGUACCGCCCUGCACAGGCACCACACGGGCAGGAUGUGCCACAAGUGCGGGGCACAGUUGAGAGACACAAUCGUCCACUUUGGGGAGAAGGGGACGUUGAGGCAGCCCCUGAACUGGGAAGCAGCAACAGAAGCUGCGAGCAAAGCAGAUGUGAUUCUUUGUCUGGGUUCCAGCUUAAAGGUUUUGAAAAAAUACCCGCGCCUUUGGUGCAUGAGCAAGCCACCGACGCGCCGCCCCAAGCUCUACAUCGUGAACCUGCAGUGGACUCCCAAGGAUGACCUGGCUGCCCUGAAGCUGCACGGCCGCUGCGACGAUGUGCUGCGGCUGCUGAUGGCGGAGCUGGGGCUGGAGAUCCCGCGCUAUGACCGGGCGCGGGACCCCAUCUUCGCACUGGCUGAGCCGCUGCGCCCCGGUGAGGAGACCACGCACUCGCGGAAGCCCGUGGCGCCGCCGCCGGGGACUGAGCCGCCACCGGCGGAGGAGAAGGACGACAAGGCCAAGGCGGCGGCGGCGCCCGCCCGGCCCGGGGGGUGGCUGGGCCGCGGCUGCACCAAGGGCGCCCGGCGGAGGAAGAGCAACUGACCGCACCAGCAUGGCGGCGGCGACACCGCCAACAUGGCGGUGACCGGACCAAGAUGGCGGCGAGGGUGGGGGUGGGUUGUGGGGACCGCCCCAAGAUGGCGGCCGCGGUGUGCUGGUGGUGGCGACCCUCCCAAGAUGGCGGAAGGGGGGG
Cuculus canorus (common cuckoo) is the source of this 1599-nucleotide messenger RNA. It is a transcript of the gene SIRT7, whose product is annotated as sirtuin 7. Lineage: Eukaryota; Metazoa; Chordata; Aves; Cuculiformes; Cuculidae. The coding region runs from base 198 to 1448 and encodes 416 amino acids. Gene Ontology annotation, molecular function: NAD+ binding. The transcript has 8 exons. The record is from RefSeq and is a predicted model, not a curated record.